Molecule: messenger RNA, 822 nt
Organism: Zingiber officinale
Lineage: Eukaryota; Viridiplantae; Streptophyta; Magnoliopsida; Zingiberales; Zingiberaceae
Product: zinc finger BED domain-containing protein DAYSLEEPER-like
Exons: 4
Coding region: 1-822 (273 amino acids)
Source: RefSeq, a predicted model, not a curated record
AUGUCGAUUAAAAGAUUUCAACUUACAAUCAUCUUCAAAGAUAAGUUUUUGAUAGCGGAAACCCUACGCCGCCAUUCAACAUUUCGACGUCGUCCCUUCGCGCAUCCAUCUUCCCCGACGUCGCUCCCUUCGCCGACGUCGUCCCUUCACCGACGUCAUCCCUUCGCUGACGCCGUCCCUUCGAAAACGCCGUCCCUUCGCAUCAAUCUUCACCGACGGCCCUCGCCUCCGUUGACGCCGCUCCCUUCGACGUUCAACGCCUCCGGCCUCUCCAGCCCCGUCAUCGUUGAUCGCUCCCUACCUCCCGUCCAAAUGGAAAUUAAUGAUAACGAGGUUGAGGGUGUUAUGCUAACUACUCCAACUGUGGGAAGUGAAGUUCAUGCCGCGACUGAAUCGCAUUCGCAAAAUGAGAGUGUUCCAAUCGAGGCAAAUGAAGCAACUCUAAAUAACACUUUAGAUGUUGAAAUUUCGGGUACAAAUGGUGAAAAAAAAAGAAAAAUUAGAUCUAUUGCAUGGGAUCAUUUCGAGAAAAAAUUAAUUGAAGGAAAAUGGAAAGCGGUCUGCAAUGAUUGUAAGAAGAGCUUAGGUGGUGAAACUAAGAAUGGUACCAAGCAUUUACUUAACCACAUGAAAACAUGCUUGCACAAAAAACAGAAGACCAUACAACAAUCUCUAUUGCAGCCAACAAAAUCCAAUGAUGGGACAACACAGCUUGGGACAUACCAUUUCAACCAAGAUCAAGCAAGGGCAGAGCUUGCAAAUAUAAUUAUAUUGCAUGAGUACCCGUUAUCUAUGGUUGAUCAUGUUGGCUUUAGAAGAUAG